CGUGAAUCAUACAAUUAUUUUAUAGGAUAACACCAGAAAAUGAGCGAUUUCCUUCAAUAUUGUUUAAAGAAUGUCAAAUUCCCAAAAUGCGCCACUUUUUAACUUAAUUUCCACCAUACCGUCCACGUCACCGUUAAAAUCGAUCUUGCUUUUAUUUUUUUAACAAAGCGGCACUAAACCGCUAUCACAGAUAGCGGUUUAUAUAUUCCCUAAAUCAAAACUUACAGUGAGCUUCCGAAACAAAAACUUACCGUAUCCCGUUAUGUUUUAAAGCAAACCGCCAUCUGAGAUAGCGGUUUUGUUUUAAAGCAAAUCACUAUCUCAGAUAGCGGUUUAUAAUAUUGAACCGCCAUUUGAGAUGGCGGUUUGCUUUAAAACGAAACAGCUAUCUCAGAUGGCGGUUCAACGCUGAACCGGAAAAAAAAAUUACUUCUCUUUCUCCCUCAUUUACGUAAACGGUAUGAUAAAAAUUAACUGAGAUAGUAACAUAAUUUGGAAAUUAUUGAAUUUUUAUACAAUAUUGAAGGAAAUCGAAAGUCAAUUACUAAAUUAACCUUGAAUUCUUGAAAUUUCCCUUUAUAGAAUGGAGAUAUUAUAGUUUCCAAGAGACGUGCUACAUCGCUUGUAACCAGCGAUGUUUUGGCUCCAUACCCAGGGCAAAAGCGUCAUUUUACAGGUAAUGUUGACAAAGUCAACAAAGUAACUUCAAAAGUUACUGCUCUUCUUUCCUCAUCCCUGAGCUCUCAAUCUCUCUCUUGCUUAUGCUUCUCCGACAAAGCCGUAUCCUCUCCGACGAAGCCGUUUCCUCUCUGACAACCACCAUCAAGCCGUUUCCUCUCUUCUCUGUUCAAAAAUGAAGUUUUCUUCUCCUUCUCUGUUCAAAAACGAAAGUCGCCUUCAAUAUAUGGCUGGAGGUUAGUAAUUCAAAUCUAAUUUGUUGAGUAAUUCAAUUUUAAUGGGUUGUUGUUGAAGUUCUUUAAUUGAUUAUUGAAAUUGUCUUCUUGACGAAAUGAAAAUUAUCGUCAAUUGAUGGUUGUUUCUAGGGUUUUAGUAAAUUUGGGGGUUUAUUCUAGGGUUUUAGUAAAAUUAUGGUUUUUUUCCUAGUGUAAUCAUUAACAGAUUGGCUGGUUUGUGUUCCUCAAUUCAUGCAAAAACAUCAUGGUAAUUUUCAAUUUAAUCAAAAUUUACUCUAUUUAAUGUCCAAAAUUUGUUGAUCGAUUCGAAGCUUAGGGUUUUGUUUAUGGUGCUAUGCUAUUCUGGAAAGUGAAGUGUCAGUACCAGUUUUGUUGAUUUAAAAUCUAGGUAAUUUAUGGUAUUUAACAGAUUCAAAACAUCAAACUUUACAAGCUUGAUGUAAAUUGCACAAAUACAAAGCCAACAAAAGCUACAAUAAGAAUAGAGAAACAUGAAAGGUUAUACCGUAUUAGGUAGACAAAUUAACCACCCUUGAGAAAGAAAUGCAGGCUUUCAACUUAAAGUAUCUUUGUAUGCAAUGUGAUUAUAUUAAGCAGAAAGAAAAAUUAAUAAUAAUUUGAGUCUCUGAUACAUGUGAAGCUGGGAAAAAUUAAUAAUAAUUUCUCACCCACCUUCUACAUUCUGGUUUGAUCAAUUUUACCCAUUGGAAAAGCUGGGAGGCCUUCCUUCUCCUGCAAUGAGAAGCAUAGAGGGUCAACUUGCAUAUUUUUAUUUAUAAACGAUGAAACUUAGCAAAACUGCAACCAGCAUCCUUCCACAAUAAGCAUGCCUCGGGAGUGGACUAAAAAACAUAAAAUACUAAUACAGGAAAUAAUCACGCCUUGGAAAGAACAGUUAUAUAAAAAUGUAAUUCAACAAUGACACAUGGAAAUUUGUUUAGAGAAUGGAAUUUCAACAUCAAAAAUCUCAAUCUUACAAAACAUUCUAAAUAAAGGUAUAGAAAAUUUUAUAGAGGGGUAAUGUAAUGUGAAUCAAUAUAAUGCGUCGAAAAUAAAUAUAAUGCGUCGAAAAUUCUGAUUACUAGCGUUGAGCCUUAUUAAUGGGCGUUAUGUAUUGUAUUUCAAUUGCUUAUUCAAUUGCUUCAGUAUUUUGUCAUUUUUCUUAAAAAUCUGUAAGUUGCUUGUCAGAGAUGUUAUUGUAUUUUUCUUAUUCGAUUUUAGUUUCAAAUAGUGCCACCCCUAGUAACGUGGUUAAAUGAUGACUUUUGCAUUUUUGUGAGUUGGUUAAGAUUUAAUAUACUGUGUUUUGCUUAGUUUAUGAUUUGUGUAAGUUGUUUUCCGGACAAUCAGUUAAAUAGUUGAAAUGAUAACUAUAAACACUGCCUAACACAUCGUUCCACCUGAAGAUAUCACCUACACUAACUUACUUGAAAUAUUAGAUAUCACCUACACUAAUUUACUUGAAAAUAUUUCAUUUGAAUUUGUUCUGGACUGUAGUACUGUACCUAAUUAGCUAUUGGUUAAAAUUGCCCAGAUAUAUGAAGCAUAACAUGAAAUGAGUAUGUUUGUGCUUGCAUGGGCAGCUUAAGAUUGUGUACUCUCCCAGGGGAAGAAGAUUUAAUCUUCGUGAUUUUAACCUUCAGUAUAAGGAGUCAACAAAAUCAUUUUGCAUAUUGUGAAUUGUGAGUCGUGAAUUGUGUGCACCAUUUCUUGUGUGUUGUGUGUGUGUCGGGUUGAUGAAUCAGGAGGGUAUCCUAUUUCGUUUAUUUGGAAGAGUUUAUAAACAUUCAGAUACUUUCAAGUUGUCUAUUUUGAGAGCAGCCUUCAAUGUAUUUCUUUGGUGUUUGAGUGUAUCUAAAGAAAUAAAACAAGUAUAUGAAGGUUUGAAAGUCAAAGCACCUACUGAUAGUCUCAAAUGUGAUAAAUAGGUAGCGUUUCCGUAACUGUACAAUGUGCUGUGUAAUUGGUGUUUGAGGUUUUCAACUAGGAAGCUCAUGUUGUGAUUAAUUGGUGUCAGUUAAAUACUAUCUUGUGGAUAAGAGAGCAAGGAAGUUUAAGGAAGUGAAUGUUUCACGGCCUUACACCCUUAUCUUUACCUCAUAGAGUCAUAGCCUUUUUGUGGUCAUGUUUGCUUGAGACUACUGUGAUACCUGAUAAUCUCUUGAGAAAUCUAUAACUCUGACUAUGCUACAGAAACUUUGCAUAGAGUACUGCGAUAACUGCACAAAUCGUCUCCCUUAGGAAUUUUUUUCUCUUUCAUGGGCAUAACGUGGAAGUUGCAAAAUAUUAAACCACAUAUGAAUGAGGACUUAGCUAAGCAUUUGAAAGCUAGUUGAUUCAAAUUCAGAACUUGCAUUUGAGGCUCACCCUGUAUCCUUUCCCUUGUGACCCUAAGGUGAAUGUCUUCUAGGUUGAAAGAAACCUAAAAUUCUCUUUCUAAGGGUAUGUUCCCUUUGUUGCUGAUGGUUCUUUUGUUGCUGUAACAAAGUAGAUAUCAUAGUUGGUAAGAAACUUUGAUGCUAUUCUCAGUACAUCUAAUUUUGUACUCUGUAUUAUUAUUGGGUUUAUCUGAACGAGGAAGGGGCCGUGGACGAGGAAGGGGUCGUGGACGAGGGAGGGUAGAACCACAACUAAGUGCAAGAAAGUUAAACUUCGAUAACACCGACUUUGAUGAGGAGCCUAGUGGAAGUGAUUCUGAAUAUACCGGUCAAAGUGAUGAACAGCCAUCCCCCGAGAAAAAAGAGGUUCCUAAAAGAGCAAAGGUGGUUGCUAAUGUGUAUAGAGAUAAUAGUAGCACUAAGGGGGGUAUGAUGAAGGCGGCUAACACAGUUAUUCAAAAACGCUCUGAGGAGAUGAAUAAAAAGCCUCCUAAUCAGAACUGUGCUGUUGAGGCCCUUAGAAGAAUAUUAGGAGGGUUCGAUGAUAGGAAAAGGAACUUAGUUAAUGAGAUGGGAUUUGCUGGCCUAUUUAGUAUGAUUGAUAAAAGGCUGCCGGCAAACCUAACCUAUUGGCUAUGUACAAGGGUAGAUGUGGCUCUCAAGUCUUUUAUGUCUCCAGACGGGGUCCAGUUUCCUCUAAACCCCAUUCAAGUCCAUUGGGUUCUCGGGAUUCCAAUGGGACCGAGACCGGUCCCAACUACAACUGUCGAUGAGAAUCUUGAAAAAGACAUUAUUAAUAAGUACCGGACUGUACACAAGAAAGGUGGUGGCAUAACCAAAAAGACUUUGAUGGAAUAUGUGGAGGGUCCUUGUGAAGAUGAUAACGAGUUCAAGAGACUCUUUUUGCUGCUUGCUUUAGACUCGGUACUUACCCCCACCACAUGUCAUCGACUUAGUAUGAAAUUUUUCCACUGUGUUGUUGUUGCACAUGAAGCCUCCGAGUAUGACUGGUGUAGUCUUGUCCUUGACCAAUUGUUGCAUGCUGUUGGAAGCUUCAGUACACGGUUCUACGCAGAUGGUUAUGCUAAAGGAUGUGGUGGAUGCUUAAUAUUUCUGGCAAUUUUCUACCUAGAUCGACUUAGGAGAACGCCUGUUGAUUGGGGUGUGUUUCCAAGAAUGAGGGUAUGGACAAUAGAAGAGAUGAACAAGGCACAGAAUCUGGAUCGUCUUCCAUCCCGGGAUUAUGGGUGUGUAGGGUGUGUUGAUGUCGCUUACGGCCAUACCCAUCCAAUGAUGAAGGAUAUUAUGCCUGGGAAGAGGAUAACCUCAACUGAGGUUGAUAAGUUAAUGAAUGCCGUGAAAGCUGCAUUGGACACCAAUGACGUGGAUGAGUAUGACGUUUCUGUUUUGAUAAAUGUCACGGGAAAAAAUAAACGAAGACGUGGUGGGUCAUCAAAAUCCAUUCCACAAAAGGUCAAAGGAAAGUCCAAAGCACAAGCAGAACCUGAUAUACCAUCUGAGAGAAUAAGUGUUAUUGAGAAGUCCAUCUCGAUGAACCAGUACACCAGGAAGAAUAGAAGGACAAAGAAUUCUGAAGAUGCACUACACCUUGAUGAGCCACUGCACCUUGAAGAAUCAGCUCAGAUUGGGACAAAUAAAUCUGGAGUGGCACUAAAUAAGACCGAGCCGAACCAAUCUGAUGACGCACUGCACCUUGAUCCAGGUAAGCAACACUACAUGGUGCACUACCAACACCAACACCAACACCAAUACUACCAAUACUCAACGGUGCAUUUCCAACACUACUUGGUGUGUUAGACACUAAGGGUGCAGAACUUUGUUGUGUACUGAAAAUUUGAGUGUCAUCAUCCAUGACAAGAUUAUCCAAACCAGUAACUUGUUCUCCAUCCUUGUUCAUUGAUCUGGUGCAUUCUCCCUUAUUCACCGACUGAGGAGUAUGUUCCUGGUUUUCUCCUUCAUUUUCUUGGCCGUUCUUCUUAUUCUGAGCAUUCACUAUGAUAUUCUCAUCAAGCUGGAUUUCCAACUGAUCUAAAGUUGCAUUCGCAAUUUUCACAUAUUCGGGCAGGGUGGCAGCCUUCAAGCAAAUGGACUCGAACUUGACCAAAAGGGUGUCAAACCGCAAUACUUCUUCAGUUUUGCUUGGGUCAUGGUAAGCCACUUUGACACGGGUAUGCGGCCUAUGAAUAUCCUUGCGCCAUCGCCUAAGUAUCAUCCACUCCGGUACCUCGGUGAUUUUCUCUCUGUCAAAAACAUUAAUCACAUGCCUACAAAUAAUUCCAUGGGCUUCAAACAACUUGAAAUCACAACAAGCUUGUUUGGUCUCGAUAUUCAAUCGCACUGUGUAUGUUCUCCUCUUAUCGGUUACAAUCUCCUUCCUAAUUUCCUUUAUGUAAAUCCAUACCCUGUCUUCCAAAUGGUGUUCCAUUUCCAUUUCUGACAACUCAUCUCUUCUAAGCCAUUGGAUAUAUAAUACUCUCAUACAUUGAACUUGAACCUCCAAAAACUUCGCAGCUGUGUACAACUUUCGAAAUACUUUUUUCUGCUGGAAAACCAGUUACCAGAUCCCUAACAUUAAUGGAUGUGUUGGCAUCAGCUUGUUUCUCAGUAUUAACUCUGUGUUCCAUAGCAUCAAUGUAGCUCUCUGCAAACUGAUACAAACGGGUGUCCCUUUUCACAUACUUAUCAAAAAAGCUGUUGAUACUCUCAGAACGUUGUGUGGUCUUCAUUCCAGCCCAAAACAAGUGUUUCAUGUACGCUGGGACCCACAUGUGUCUCUGGUCGUACAAGCCUUCAGUUAAACAAAAUAUUCAAACUCCAAAAAGAUUUUAAUUGAACUCCAAAAAUAUAUAAAGCAAUACCUUAUGACAGUAUUGAUACAGAAGUGACAAUAUUUAUAAAUGUUAUGACAGUAUUUAUAAUGAAGUCAACAGUAGAUGAAAGUUUUUUGAUGGAAGUAUUUUGACAACACAGUGACAGUAUUUAUAAUGAAGUCAACAAUAGUAUACAAAUAACAGAUUAGAUGGAAGUAUUUUGACAACACAGUGAACACUGCUUAUGAUUACAUAACUGUAAACACCAUCUACCUAAAUAAUAUCAGAGACUCAUAAGUGUUUAGCACAGAAUAACCAACUUACUAUCUUUACCAUUUAAAACAUGAAAUAAAAUGCACCUUUAAAUGAGAUAAAAGGAUGACAGAUGUACCACGUAACCAAUCGUCUUCACCAAGUCCAUAUAACUCUAUAGAAGAAGUCCAAUUCACCUCAAACUCUGCUUCUGUUAAACAAUCAUAAAUCACGUUAUGUAACACAACUUUGAACUCCGAAUAUUUUGCAUAGUUGCCCAACUCUUUGCCAAAUUUUUGAAGUAUGUGCCACAAGCACCAUCGAUGCUUAGUGGUUGGCAUAGGCAUAGCUAUUUCAAGAGCCGCCCUCAUUGCUGCACAUUGAUCAGUCAAAAAACUAAUAGGAGCUUUGCCUCCCAUACAACGGAGCCAAGUUUUGAACAACCAAACAAAUGUUUCAGUGUCUUCAUGAGACACUAGUGCACAGCCAAGCAAAAUAGUCUGCCCAUGAUGAUUGACUCCCACAAAAUUAGAAAAUGGAAGCUCAUAAUUGUUUGUGACAUAUGUGGAGUCAAAACAUACUACAUCCCCAAAGUCUUGGUAGGCUACUCUACUCCUUGCAUCAACCCACAUAACAUCAGUCAAGCGAUUCUUAGAAUUUAAUCUAUAACGAUGGAAAAAAUUCUGGUUUCCGGCAGUCAUCUUAUCGAAAUAAUCAAACAUGGCUUUCGCAUCCCCACCUCUCAUCUUGAGCCUCUUUUCCUUCGCCACUAUGUUCCUCAAGUCCUUCACACUUAUAGACAUAUUUUCUACAUCAUUCCUCUCUUUAGCUAAGCUCCUGAUUACUGAUCUUGGAACCACCACCAACACCAUUGAAUAACCUCCUCCUCACAAUAGAAGUAAUACUAUCUCUCCUAUACAUUGAGAUAUAUCGAGACUUAAGGGGCGUUGGCUUGUGAUUCAAGUGUUCAACAACUGCUUUCCUUACUUCCCAAGUUCCAGAAGUGUCUGCCACCGCAUACAUAUGAACAGGGCAUCCACACUUUUUUGACUUACUAGUCCUCUUGUCAAGGACACCAGGGGCGGUAAUCAUCGCCCCCUUAGCUUUCACCCCCUUCGUCCGGAAUCGUAAAUCUGGUUCGCCUCCACAUUCACACUUCCAAACAUAGCUCCUCAAGGUCCUCUUCUCACCAGCUUUGCGACUGUAAUUACCAUAAGCACGAACAACCCCAAAACCACAUUGCUUUCCGUAUUUCCUAAAAUGUUCAUCAGCCCUAUCCCAUGAUGAAAAGGUCAUACCAACUACAGGGGUAACCAGAACUUCCUCUUCCACUAUACCCUUGCCCUCACAAUUCAAAAUUUUCUCCGAUGGUGUACGACAUAAACUUUCAUCUCCUAAUUUUCCCACUUCAUCAAAGUUCCCCAAUUCUGCAUCCCCACACGGUACUAGAAUGUCAUCGUCAUUAGCAUCCAACCAGUCAGAUACAACCUACCAAAUUAUACAUUCCCAAAAUAUUUCAACAUCAUCAUCAAUGACAGUAUUUAUAAACCAAUGACACUAGUUUUCCACCAAUAUGACAGAUAUUCUAAAUCCAAAAAUCUUAUUUUUAACAUAAAUCAGCUGUCAAAUAAACACCAACAUAAUUCUAAAGGAACACAUCCGGAAUCCUAAAUUAACAACAUAAUUCUAAAGGAACACAUCCGGAAUACCUAAGGUACCAAAUAAUAAUUGGGCAUAAUUUAAUACAACAAUGACAUAACAUAAAUAGCAUAUGACAGUAUAUCAAAGUAACAUGAAGGGGUAUACAUACGUAGUCAAAUUCAGAAAUUGUUCUUAACUAGGUAUACAUAUUGUUCUUAACUAGGUAAGAAUUGAAUUACUUUUACACAUGAAUGUGUUGAAAAUCAGAAAUGUACAUGAAAUUGUCGAAAUUGAGAAAUGUACAAGAAUUCUUACCUCUUCUCCGUUCUCAUCUUCUUCACCAUCUGAGCUUGAGCUUGAGCUUGAGCAUAAAUUAGAAAUUUCCUCCAAUUUUUUGGUAUUAAACCCUAACCUUUCAAUUUCAGAACAAUCAAUUGUAGUUCUUUGUUGCGAGAUUGCUUUAUUGUUGAUGCUCAUCAAAGGAGGAGCUUCUUCCCGCCAUUUUCUUCCUCUACCUCUUGCUCCCCUUUCUUUGCUGCGACCUUUUUGUUGUUUUCCAAUGAACGGAGCUCAGGGGAAGUGAAAUUUACCCCAAUUCAUUAAAAGUGGGCCAGCAAUUAUAAUUUAUUUCAUUUCCCUUUUUUUUUUGCCUGGGUAUAGAGCCAAAACAUCACUGGUAACCAGCGACAUAAUUACUCCAUACCCGGGGUAAAAUUGUAAUUUCCGCUUAAGAGUUGAAAAGUCAAACAAAGUAUUAUGUAUAGGCAACAAUGACAGUAAUUAGUACAACAAUGACAGUAUUUAAUACAACAAUGACAGUAUUUAUGCAAACGAUGACAAUACUUAUAUAAUACUUGUAUAUAUACUUUUGCUCAUUCAUUUUAUAUGCAACACUUUUAUCCAUUCAUUUAAGUGGUCUCUUUACUUUUUAUAUUUCAUAACAGUUGUAUACAUAAUUUCCUUUUUUUGGGUGAUUGUGACAGUAUUUUAAUACAACAAUGACAAUACUUAUAUUACCAAUGACAGUAUAUACCAAGUUAGCAACACUUUUACACAUUUAUUUAAAGGUGGGCCAUGUUU
Messenger RNA from Spinacia oleracea (spinach), 9096 nucleotides. RefSeq lists its product as uncharacterized. The record is from RefSeq and is a predicted model, not a curated record. The coding region runs from base 3431 to 5110 and encodes 559 amino acids. Lineage: Eukaryota; Viridiplantae; Streptophyta; Magnoliopsida; Caryophyllales; Amaranthaceae. The transcript has 9 exons.